Messenger RNA from Coregonus clupeaformis (lake whitefish), 1845 nucleotides. RefSeq names its product matrilin-3-like. The transcript is spliced from 6 exons. Bases 190 to 1344 code for a protein of 384 amino acids. Gene Ontology annotation, molecular function: calcium ion binding. The record is from RefSeq and is a predicted model, not a curated record. NCBI's taxonomy places the organism in Eukaryota, Metazoa, Chordata, Actinopteri, Salmoniformes, Salmonidae.
CCGAACCAACACCGAACUUGUGAUCCUUUCUUCCCAGGUCUCAUUUUCGAUUGGACAACUUUCUCCCACGUGUGUUGGCCGGUGAUCCUUAAAUAUUGCCCCAGAGAGCAAAUUAUUGUAUUCGUGGUUUAGUAUUAUGAAUUGCCUCUUGAUAGGGACCUAUUAAAAGAACCAACUGCCUGCCACAGGAUGAGAUCGUUAAUCGGAGGACUCGUCUGUUGCAUUUCCUUCCUUACCCUGGAAGUCCAAGCAACAUACCGACUUUAUGGAGGAUACCAUCCUCGGCAGCAUCAUGCAGACAGCCCUAACGUGCCACCGCAAACGUUUCAGCGGAGCAUCCAACAGCAACAACCAUUUCAGAGUGUUCAGCAAGGACAGCAACAUAUUGGGAAUGUGCAGCAACCAGCUCAGUUUUCUCAGAAUCAAAGAACUAUUGAUUUGGGAGAAACCCACUGCAAAAGCCGCCCCCUAGAUCUGGUGUUCAUCAUCGACAGCUCCCGUAGCGUGCGUCCCCAAGAAUUUGAAAAGGUCAAAAUCUUCUUGGCUGACAUGGUCGACACCCUCGAGGUUGGCGCGGACGCCACACGUGUGGCCGUUGUGAACUACGCUAGCACGGUGAAGAUUGAGUUCCUGCUCAAGACGCACUUCGACAAGCCGGGCCUGAAGGCAGCGCUGGCCCGCAUCGAAUCCUUAGCGGCUGGCACCAUGACGGGGCUAGCCAUCAAGACAGCCAUGGAGGAGACCUUCACAGAGGAGUCGGGCGCCCGGCUAACCAACAAGAACAUCGCCAAGGUGGCCAUCAUUGUGACGGACGGGCGGCCCCAGGACACGGUGGAGGUUGUUGCCGCGACGGCGAGGGCUGCAGGCAUCGAGAUCUACGCAGUGGGGGUGGACAGGGCGGACAUGAAGUCCCUGCGUCUCAUGGCCAGUCUGCCACUGGACGAACACGUGUUCUACGUGGAGACCUACGGCGUCAUCGAGAAGCUCACGUCCAAGUUCAGAGAAACCCUUUGUGGUGUGGACGCCUGUGCCCUGGGACACGACUGCGACCACAUAUGUGUCAACAACAACAACUCGUACACCUGCAAGUGUCGAGAAGGCUAUACACUGAAUGCAGACAAGAAAACAUGCUCACCAGCAAGUUCUUUGCAAAACCAAAACCAAAAUGGACCAGGUUUGAACGAGGACGCGAACGAGAUGAGUGGGAAUGAGCUGAGUGAAGAUGCCUGCAUGUGUGAGGCUCAGAUUGCUUUCCAGAUGAAGAUGCAGACCACCAUACAGCAGCUGACCAACAAACUAGAUGACCUAUCGAGGAAAGUGACCCAGUUUGGACGCAGCCGUUGAUUCUAAAGAAGGGGGACGCUGCAAAGAGACCAUUCAGAGCUCACCCAGUUCACCACAACCUAAAAUGGCUGUGUAGUUUUCCUCUUUUUCGCAAACCGUCAUUAUUAACAACAGUCCAUUUUGGAGUUAUUGUACUGUAUAACAACCUUCAAUAUAUGUGUUUUAGGUCUAAAACAAUGUGUUUACCAUUGAAUGACAUGACCAAUAAUGUUCCAUUUGCUCACAACAGAUGCCCCCAUUUCAUUCCAUUUAAAGCUAGGAACAAAGAGCAAAGUUGACUUUUUUUGCACAAUACUUGUCUCCCCAUGGUGGCACCUUUCCAGUUGAACAACAUUCCAUCUUCCACCACAUCACCUAUAAUAAAGAGGAAGCAAUAAUGGCUCCAUCAAAUGAAAGACAAGACACAUGGAAUGUAAUUUCUGUCAAUAUAUACUGUUCUAUUGUUCUAUUUUCUAGUGUUCUAUUUUGGAUAUUUGUACAAAUGUAUACAUUAAAUACAUA